CAGCUCCAUCCAGCCAAACCAACCUCUAUCCUAGCUCAGUGCUUCUAAGUCCACCUGAAUUUUCGACAUGAAGUUUUUCGUGGCUACCCUUGUGGCUCUGAUGGCUUGUGUCGCCUUUGCCGAAGAGGUGGCCAAGAAAGAUGAGAAUAAAGAUGUCGAAGCGCGUGGCGGAGUGCUCGGUGGCCUCGGCGGAGUGGGCUACGGUACAGGUCUAGGUACUGGUCUCGGCACAGGCUUCGGGGGCAGUGGUCUCAGUGGUGUAGGCCUUGGAGGUCUUGGAGGUCUCGGAGGCCUUGGAGGCGCGGGUCUUGGCGGUGCUGGUAUUGUUGGUCCUGGCCUCGUGGGUGGUGGUUUGGGCCAAGGUUUCGGACAGGGAUUCCAAUCAGGCUUCGGCUCCUCUGCCGGAGGUCACCAGGGUGGAUUCCAGGGUGGUGCCGGAGGGCACAACUUGGGAGCCACUGGAUUCGCUGGUGGUGCCGCUGGCAGCAAGGUCAACUCUUACAACGACAACCGGGGUUAUAGCCACACCUCCAGCUUCUCCUCCAGCGACGGCAAGACCUUCGGCACUGGCAACAAGCAGGGAUCUUCUGGAUUCCAGGGAGGUGCAGGCGGCCACCAGGCUGGUUUCGGACAGAGUGGCUUCGGUUCAGCGGGAGGUGUCUCAGGUGGUGGCCUCGGCAUCCACGGCUAGACAGCUGAUGUACACUUGACAUCGAGCGUCGAUGUGCUUUGCUAACGCGAUUGGACUUAGACGGAAUCUUCGGAGAUUGUUAAAACAAAUCUUUCAGUCUCAAAAUUGUAAUUGUUACAGUUGUUUUCGCAAUCACGUUUUCCGCAGAGCUUCUUGAAAAUUGGGCAAUAUACUGCUAUUUUUGUUUGCACUGAAUAAAAUUGCAAAGAAAAUUUA
Rhipicephalus microplus (southern cattle tick) is the source of this 907-nucleotide messenger RNA. RefSeq lists its product as uncharacterized. NCBI's taxonomy places the organism in Eukaryota, Metazoa, Arthropoda, Arachnida, Ixodida, Ixodidae. The record is from RefSeq and is a predicted model, not a curated record.